AUGCAGGAUUCACCCAGCUCCCUGGUGAUGGAUGGAUACUCCAGCAAUGUGCCAGCUUUCCUAACCAAACUCUGGACACUGGUGGAAGACCCUGAAACCAACCAUCUCAUCUGCUGGAGCAGUAAUGGCACCAGCUUCCAUGUGUUCGACCAAGGCCGCUUUGCCAAAGAGGUGCUGCCCAAGUAUUUCAAACACAACAACAUGGCCAGUUUCGUCCGGCAGCUGAACAUGUAUGGCUUCAGGAAGGUGGUGAACAUCGAGCAGGGAGGGCUGGUCAAGCCCGAGCGGGAUGACACGGAAUUCCAGCACCUCUGCUUCCUGCAGGGCCACGAGCACCUCCUGGAGCACAUCAAGAGGAAGGUGUCCGUAGUGAAAAGUGAGGAGACCAAGAUGCGCCAGGAGGACCUCAGCAGGUUGCUAUACGAGGUACAGAUACUGAGAAGUCAGCAGGAGAACAUGGAGUGUCAAGUGCAGGACAUGAAGCAGUGAAAAGUUUCUCUUUCCCUUUUCCUUUGGCGAGAAGUCGUGUCUCUCCGGCAGAACCACUCCCAGCAACAGAAAGUGAUCAACAAGCUGAUUCAGUUUCUGUUUGGCCAGCUCCAAUCCAGCCCCAGCAGCACUGGGAUAAAGAGGAAGCUGCCUCUGAUGCUUGACAACGGGAUCUCAUCCCCACAAGUGUCCAAGUUCAGCCGGCACUUGUCGCCAGACCCGCUCCAUGACCCCUACUUCAUCCAGUCGCCACCAACAGAACCUGCCUCUUGCUUAAACAGCCCUGCAAUUGCUGGAGGACCCAUUAUAUCUGAUGUUACUGAAGCAUCACCACCCAACAUGAUAAAUAUGCAAACCCCUCCUGAAAAUGACAGAGAGAAGUGCCUGAUGCUGAUCAAAGAAGAGCCAGUCAGCCCUGGAGUGAAAGCCCCCACGGAGCCUGACGUGCCCCUGCCGGGCUGCCGGGCCUUCUCCGAGCCCCCCGUGCUGCCAGUUGCCAUGGUGCAGUCUGUUCUGGAGGGCAAAGGGAGCUGUGGUGCAGCCCCACCAGGGACCUCCCAGCCAUCUGAGAGAAGAGGCAGAAGGGCAUUGCUGGACAGAACAGAUAUUUCAGACCCAUUGGAGGGCACGGACUGGAGCCUGGAGGGGCUGCAGCUGCUGCUGAGGAGCCAGCAGUACGGCCUGGAACCCACCAGCCUCUUGGAUGUCUUUAAUCCAAAUGUAUCUUUGAGUGAGUGGAAUUUGACUGAAAUGGAAGCCAAUCUGUCCCCGAUGCAGCGACUCACAGUGGAUCUGGAGAAGAAUGCAACUGAGCUGCCCUCCAAAGUGUUCAGCCCACCCUUCAGCAGCACCUGCCCAGGGAAAGAUGUCAUUCUGGAAAGCACCCAGCAGUUCCUCACUGACCGUCAGUCCCUCUUUGGAACCGACCUGGUCAGCUUGCCUGAAACUUCUGCACUUUACCUUCCAACUGAAAACGGGGCUUCCUACCUGUCCUCUGUGGGUGUCCAAGGGGACAUCCCCUUAAACCUCAGCUCUUCAACUGACAGCAACCAGUGA
Molecule: messenger RNA, 1545 nt
Organism: Chaetura pelagica (chimney swift)
Lineage: Eukaryota; Metazoa; Chordata; Aves; Apodiformes; Apodidae
Gene: HSF4
Product: heat shock transcription factor 4
Exons: 13
Biological process (GO): regulation of DNA-templated transcription
Molecular function (GO): sequence-specific DNA binding; DNA-binding transcription factor activity
Source: RefSeq, a predicted model, not a curated record